ACGUUGCACCAAUCCAGAUCCAAGCAGCAAGACAUCACCAGACAUCUCUGCUAGCUACCUAGCUCAACCUCACCGCCGGCGAUCAUAUCGAUUAGCAACCGCGCGCGCGAAGCAGACCGAUCGAGGAUGGUUGUCGCGUCGUCGUAUUCUGCCAGCAUCAGCACCAGCACCAGCACCAGCACCAGCAGCGAGCUGGGGUCCCUGUUCGCCGCCUUCGACAAGGACGCCGACGGCCGGAUCUCCGCGGCCGAGCUGCGGCUCUGCAUGAAGGCGACGCUGGGCGAGGACGUGUCGGCGGAGGACGCGGAGGCGCUGGUGGCCUCGGUGGACGCGGACGGCGACGGGCUGCUGGACGGGGACGAGUUCGCGCGCCUGGUGCACGCCGAGGUCGGGGAGGAGGAGCGCCACCGGGGGCUCCGCCAGGCCUUCGGCAUGUACGAGAUGGAGGGUCAGGGCUGCAUCACCCCCACCAGCCUCAAGCGGAUGCUUAGCAGGCUCGGCGCGCACCAGGAGAUCGACGACUGCCGCGCCAUGAUCUGCAGGUUCGACCUCGACGGCGACGGCGUGCUCAGCUUCGACGAGUUCAAGAUCAUGAUGAACGCAUGAAUUAAAGGACCAUGCUAGCUGUUGAUCGGUGUAACAUUACAUAGUCCGAUCCCAUUCAUUCAUUGACUCAUUUGUUACGUUACGGUUAAUAAAUUUGGGAAAUUGAAUUGUUCGUUACUUGAAUCACAAAGGAAAUGUCCAUCAUUUGUAUCCUUGAAAGGUCAAACUUGGAAUCACGUGUAGGAUCAUGAUGUCAAACUUGAGUUGUCCAUUACUCCUUCUUGUCUUGUUUAA
Molecule: messenger RNA, 840 nt
Organism: Panicum hallii
Lineage: Eukaryota; Viridiplantae; Streptophyta; Magnoliopsida; Poales; Poaceae
Product: probable calcium-binding protein CML31
Exons: 1
Coding region: 127-606 (159 amino acids)
Molecular function (GO): calcium ion binding
Source: RefSeq, a predicted model, not a curated record